This is a messenger RNA of Drosophila hydei, 927 nucleotides long. RefSeq lists its product as uncharacterized. Lineage: Eukaryota; Metazoa; Arthropoda; Insecta; Diptera; Drosophilidae. The transcript is spliced from 2 exons. Bases 63 to 743 code for a protein of 226 amino acids. The record is from RefSeq and is a predicted model, not a curated record.
UUUACCACUAUAAAGAGGGCAAGCGCCGCUGGCAUGCGCUUUCUUCAAAGACGAUCGUCAACAUGGUCAGAACUAAACUGCUGUCCUUGCUCUUGCUGAUGAUGGCACUUCCACAAAGAAUGGAGGCGGACAAAUCUGCGGAAGUGGCUGCCGGAGCAGCAACCGACCAUGGAUCACAGAACAAUAACGAGGAACAGCCAGAAGGCGUAGCAGGGGCAGAACAUGAAGCAAAGGGCACGCAGCCAGAAAAAAAAGACAGAGUUACGUUACCAGAAAACACAGAUGAAGCAAAUAACGUGGAACAUCCAAAGGACGCAGCACAGGGAAAAUACGAUAAGAAGAAAGAAAAUAGCGAACAUAUUUCAAAAGAAAAGGAAUCAUCAAAAGUAGGAGAAGAAAAACCAUAUGAACUGAGACAAGCCAAAGUGGAAUUAGGUGACAAUGAAGGUGCAAAUCCGGUCAACAAUGAAAGGAACCCAACUCAACUGAGACAAGCCAAAGUGCAAUUAGGUGCAACAGAUUUAGCAACCCAUCAACGAACUACGGAUCUAAUAGACCUGAUUACAUACAAAGCCUCCUCCGAGGAGGAAUUGUAUAAUGGCGGCUAUAAGAUUUCUUUACCGGGCGAACAUCAAAAUACGGGCCUCCGGCAUGUGCAUGCACACGAUGGGUUCCACAAUAUACAGCACGAGCCCCUUUGGGCGCACUGGAAUGAUGCGUUCACCACUAAAAGUCAGAAUUAAACUUAAAUAAAAACACCCUGUAAAUGUCAACAGCAGCGUGCAGUUGUUGAUUAGACGCUCCAGGCCAAGACAAAUGCAAUUAAUGAGACGGGCCAAGGUAAGCCAAACUUUGGCUACCCGCAACAGUUGUAGUGUAUGGGUGUUCAGGGAACAACCAGAAAAAAAUAUAUAAUAUAUGUCAGUA